Messenger RNA from Capsella rubella, 821 nucleotides. RefSeq lists its product as uncharacterized. The coding region runs from base 93 to 677 and encodes 194 amino acids. The record is from RefSeq and is a predicted model, not a curated record. Lineage: Eukaryota; Viridiplantae; Streptophyta; Magnoliopsida; Brassicales; Brassicaceae. The transcript is spliced from 4 exons.
CUUCACUCGAAAACCUCACAAAAAGCUAAAACCCUAAUUUACAACAUCGUCGUGACUUAAUCCCAAAUUGAGUUGAUUCAAGGGUUCUUAAGAUGAUUGAACAUGGCAACUCAGCUUUUGAUUACCGGAGUAUAAGAGAGGUUGCUGCAAACGCCACCGCUGGUAAUAAUGAUCAUGGUCUUGAGGAUUCAGGGAAUCCAUUUUAUGGAAGUUCAGAUGAAGAAUAUAGUGAAGCUCGUGUCUUGGACAAUGAUAAUAAGUUGAGACGUGAGCAAUUCCACACGGCCGGAUACCGUGAAGGGAUUGCUGCUGGUAAAGAAGCUAUUGCUCAGGAAGGUUAUAACUUUGGCUAUAAGGAAUCGGUUACUGCAGGCUACAAGUUUGGUAUUGUUAGAGGUGUUUCCAGUGCACUGGCUUUUCUCCCGAAUGAGUUAAGAGAAAAGCUAAUCGAUGAAGAAGAAACUAGAGACAAGUUUCAGAAAUUACACACUUCUGUGCAUGCUCUCUCAACGGAAGUAGCAAUGAAGCGGUUUUAUGAAACUUUGACUACAAAGCAAGGAGAAGAGAAGAGUUCUGGUUCAGGUAUUAAUGCCACAACUGACUUGGGAAGCUAUGUUACUGAGCUAAGCUCUCUUCUUGAAAAAUCUCCUACGAUUGAAGUUGAUUUGGAUACAUGAAAGGAGUCUUGUUCUAUGAUCAUUGUCAAGCAAAAGCAAGAUUAGUAGUGGAUCUUGUUUCCAAACCAAACUGUUUGUAACUUCUGUUCUGUUUAGUUGAGAAAAUGAUUCAUCAAUAAAAUUUGAUAUGUCACCUACAACAAA